Molecule: messenger RNA, 1958 nt
Organism: Somion occarium
Lineage: Eukaryota; Fungi; Basidiomycota; Agaricomycetes; Polyporales; Cerrenaceae
Source: the annotation of a GenBank genome assembly
GAAAGUUAUGUCUCGCUACCCUUUCAACGCCGCAGAUGCGGAUGUGAUCUUACGCUCUUGUGACUCGAGAGUCUUUCGCGUCCACAAGUUGAUGCUAUCGUACGCAUCGCCUGUGUUUCGGGAUAUGUUCGAACUCGGACAGACUCUAGCACUCACGACGAUUAUGAGUCACUACCUGUGAUAGGUACCACUGAAACGGAGUCCGUGCUCUACCAGCUCUUACAUCACUGCUACCCUAUACCUCACAAUCCCCCAAACGAACUUUCCGAUCUCGCACCCAUCUUGAGUGCCGCCGUGAAAUACGAUAUGCAGGGUGUAAUCGCAAUGCUCAAAUACCCCCUGCGGCCUCUACGCAAAAAUCAGCCUUUACAGGUUUUCGCGAUCGCCUGUCGUUUUGGUUUUGAAGAAUUGGCUCGCGAAGCGGCCUCCAUUUGGAGAACUCAAGUCGCUCCUCGCGGCUCUGUAAACCAGCAUCCAUCCGUCGAGUGGCCAGCAACGACAUUGGGCGUCAGCUACGUUGACGAAAUGGCACCAAUGCGUGCUGGAUCGUAUCUUCGCUUCCUCAAGUUCCUUCGCGAUGGCCGCUCUAUAAAGGGCAUAUAUUUUCCUAGUGCGGACAUAGUAGUUCGUUCCUGUCAAGAGGAUGGUGUCCGGUUCAAGGUACACCAAUUGAUCUUGUCGCUUUCAUCUCCUCUGCUGGAGAAAGAGAUUUCUGGUCUCGACCGGAAGUCUGGAGAUUUACCGGUGCUCUUCCUUCCAGAGAAGAGCAGUAUCCUGAAUAUCAUUAUCGGAUCUUGUUAUCCUUCUGUUGUGUCGGAUUUGACAGACAUGAGCAUUCACGAUAUCUCGGCCCUUAUUACCUCUGCAGCCAAAUACCAAUUGAAAACCGUACUGGCCUGCUGCAGACGUCAAACGCAGAAAAUGACAGUCGCUGAUCCUUUCCAUGCCUACUCUAUUGCCGUUCAGCAUGGCUGGCGGGAAGAAGCACGAUAUGCUGCCAUCCGUAUUGCCCGCCUUCAACAAGAGGAAAACUAUUCAUCAACCAUGGAAUGCCUGGACACGAGAUUCUACUAUCCAUUGCUGAAAUUCUGCCAUCAAUACCGCAAGAUACUGUCUUAUCUUGCGGCGGAUCACGAGCCCACUUAUUGGAGCCAGGCCAACUGGCUGUGGGAUGACGACGAUGAUGCAAAAGACUUGGCAUGGGUAAUGACGAUACAAGCGGCGAAAUCGACCGUCAGAUGCUUAGGCAAUAGUAGUUACAGGGGGACAUCAGCUAGGGAGGCAAUAGAUAUCUUGCAGUCUUUGAAAGAUAACAUACGUUCUGCCUUGAUACAGCUGCAAUUGGAGGUACCCUGGGCUGAGGAUCCGACCGCGGUGAUACCUGAGUAGUGAAUGUUCCAACCCAACCCAACCCCACAACUCCCCCUUUCAACGAACGCACGGUAAAUGAAACUUGUUGACGCAUGGGUAGCGGAUGGCAAAUCAUAGCAAGACAAUUGAUAGUGAUCCAAAAAAGCAUGCUAACGAUAGAACGACGAACGACUUCAAACGAUCAUCUAAUGUCCUUAAUGCCUAAGAACAACAACCCUCUCUUCGCCCUCACAACUUCUUCCUCCAACGCCCUUGCGUCUGCCGUCGACCAAUACUUCUCUCUCGGGAUCUCAUCCAAACUCCUACCCAUUCUCACUGCAGUCUCAAACGCACUCUUCCGUGCAUUCAGUUCUGCCAUCUUUCUCGGAUCUGAAUGUCCCGAGAAAAUAACGACCGCAGUGCGAGAAGGGAGAGCGGAGUAGAGUUCGGUGAGUUGGGUAUUGAGGUUGGUUAAGACUUCUUCAACGUCUGCAGGCGAUCGUUCCGUUGGGGUGCUUUCAGGUUGAGGUUCAUUUGAUGAACGGUUUACGAUCCCUGAUAGGGGAUAAAGAUUAGCAUACCAGUCAACAACGGGAUUAAAUGAUCAC